UAAAGAAAAAUAAGAUAUUACAAUAAAUUAAGUAUUCAACGAAUGUAGAACAUUGAUUAUAUAUGAUGGUAAAUUAAAGUGUUAAGAAGUUUUGGAGUUGUGUUUUUUUUUUUGACAAAUUUUGAUAACGUAACUUAAUUUUAAAAGAUAUGAAAAAGUUAAAAUUUUAUGUGAUGUCCAACUAUAUCAAUUAUAGCUAGUAUAUUUUUCAAUUUUUAUUUAAGAUCACUGUGAACGAGUGUAUGAAUACCAUUAAACAUAAGCCUGGAUUGCAACUUCAGUAUUUGUUGCAAGGUGGCUCAUAUCGGAACACCAAACUACACGAAAUAACCAUGAUAGGGGCAAUGCCUGCUGUAGCUGUACGUCAUGAACGACGACGGCAAGAAAAAAAAGUUAUUUGUGUUAAUAGUGUGGGUGAUCGAGAAAGUUCUUUAAACACAACAGGUAAUAGAAGACCUAGUCUUUUAACUCUGCAAUCGCCACAUUCACAAAUUGGAACACCUAUUACAUCCCCACCAUAUGUUCAAAAUACACUGCCAGAUAUAUAUGUCUGUUCAAAGAUAUCAGUUCUACAUAUAGCUGUUAUCACUAUACUAAUCGGGGCAAUACUUCUGAUUGUUGGCCUUGUUCAAUUGAAGCCAGGAGCAGAUGCCUCACAAUAUAAAUUUCUGUUGAUAUUUUCUGGCUUAAUUACUACAUUUAUUGGAAUUUUAAUGGCAAUUGUAAGGUGCUGCUUGCUUCCUUGGGUAAUUAAUCGACGUCAAAGACGUUCAACUCCAUCUACGCCAGGAUUACCUUUAACUGCAUAAUAAUUAAUAAAAUAUUAACUGCAUUUGUAUAUUACUAGCAUACUAUCAUGCUCAAAAUAUUUAUAUAAUUUUAAUAAAUUGUUAUUUUGUUUAAUUCGAAUUGGGUUAUAUUGAAAUAGUUAUUAUUUUUUUAAAUUUAUUUAAAGUUUCUUAUUUUUCUUUUCAAAUUUUGUUUACUUAAAACUUUACUGUUAUUCAAUAAUUUAUUGAAAAAAUUUAUGUUUUAAUAGAAAAAAUGUAACAACAAAAACUACAUGAUUUUAUUCGUUCAACUCAAAAAAUAAAAUAUAUCAUCAAUUGUACAAUUUUAUUAUUAUUAAAUACUUAUAAUUCUUUAUGAUUUUAAAAUUUCUAAUUUGAACCAUAUCAAAUUUUAUAGUUAAAUUUUAAUAGAUCAAAAAACAUUCUAGACUUAUACUUUCAUAUUUUCUCUAUAAUUUAAUAUUUUUGUUCUCUUGAGCAUUUAUAAUUUUAUUGAGAUUCUCAUUUAUUUAUAGUUUUUUUUUUACCAAAUUAGUUAAAUAUAACCACUAAACAUUCAGUAAAUUUUUUUUUUCAUUAAAAUGCCUUUUUUUAAUAAUUUUGAUUAUUCAUGGGACCAACAAUAAUGUGCUUUAGUAAUUUUUUCUGAUGCACUCAAUUGCACUUAUACAAUUAUAAUUAUUAUUAUUUACGUAUACAUAUCUUAAAAUAUAUAAUUAUAUAAUAUAUUAUUUAUUUUACAUAAUAAGUAUAAAAAUGAACGAAUCUAUUAAAAACAUCUCCUAUUAUUUUGAAGUCUUCCAUUAUUUAUCCCGUGCUUUAUUAUUAUUAUUUUUUCAUGACUGACCUCAUGAUAAUAACAACCAAGUAUUAUUUUGCUCAAUUUAAAAUUUUUUUUGUAAUUAAUCUUUUUAUUACUUUUAUUUUUUAAUUGUGAUAAAUAAAACAUAUUUAAAGAAUUUAAAAUAUUUUUACCUAAAAUUAUUGCAGUUAAAUACUUGUGUUUAAAGAAUUUAAUUUAAAAAUGAAUAAGAGUAUUUGCUUUGAUAAUAUUCUCAAUUCAUUAUUUUUAUUUUACUAUUAUAAUAAUUCAGAAAUCUCCAAUUUAUUUUAUACACUUAACUCUAAAUAAUUUGAAGAAAUCUUAAUUUUUUUUUAUCAUUUUCCUCACCUUAAUACCAACUACUUGGGGUUAGCCUAAUUUGUAGAAAUCUAAAUGAUACUUCUAAAUAAUUUUUUUAGUAUUAAUGAAGAAUAUUCAUUGUAGAAUUUAUAAAAAAAACUUGUUGCCAAAACUUGAAAAAUAAGAUAUGAUAAAUUAUAAUUAACAGACACUAUUUUAUCAUAUUAAUUAUGUUUAAAAAUAGAAACCUAAAUUUUUAGUUGAUAAAAUUAAUUUCUAAUCAACCUUGUUUAUUUUGAUUGUACAUUAUAAAUCAGAAUUUAAAAAAUAAAAAUAAAUUUUUUCUUUUUCAUUUUUUAAUAGUGAUAAGUAAGUAUUGUAACUGUUAAUUUGGUUGUUGCAUUUUUAUACAAUUAUGUUAUGUAUCUAUUUUACUGUACAUUGCCUCUGGGCUUAAGUAAAUAAAUAAUUUACAAUUUAAUUUAUUUUUAAAUUUAUAAAAUAAUUUAUUUACAAUUUUAGUACAACUGUUACUAAAGAAAAUAGUGUAAGUUACCUUCCAUAAAGUUUUUACCAUGAAAAUUAUUGUGAUAAUGUUAUAAACUUAUUCUUAAAAAUAUAUCUAGUAUUAAUUUAAAAUACUUCUACAACCAAUUAUAAAAUAUUCUAUAAGAUUAUAAAUAUUAUAAGUACACUAAUGUGACCAAUAUGUUUAGCCAAAUUGAAUUGAUAAAUCAUAAAAAUUACCUUAAGUUUUAUUUAAUUAUUAAAUAAUGAGAUUGUGUAUAAUGCUAGCUUAAUAAUUAAAUAUUACACUUGUUGCUAUAAAGACACAAUAUCAAUCAAAUUUAUGUUAGCUUUUAUAUUAUAAUUUUAAAAAUGCUGAAGAGAUGAUCUAUUCUAUUUUGAUACUUGAAUAUUUUUCUACUUAAUUACAUUAUAAUUCAAUAAGUUGUAAGAAGUAUCAACUCUGCUAUUACCUUACAUUAUUUAACAUACAUUAAGUAAAUUCAUUAGAUAAAAUUGUUUUAAAACUUUAGUGAUGAUUUGCACAUAGUAUGUAUAUUACUUUUUUUACUGUGUAGGGUUUGUUUUUUGUACAAGUUGUUUCUUUAUUUAUUAUUUUACUUAUGUACCUGUGAAACAGAUUUAAUUAAUAACUUUUUUUAACUUUUGAUAAAAUUGUCAUUUCUUUGUAAUUUUUUUAUUUAAAUUGUUGUAUAUAAUUACUAAGGUAAAUUUUUUCACGA
This is a messenger RNA of Daktulosphaira vitifoliae (grape phylloxera), 3164 nucleotides long. RefSeq lists its product as uncharacterized. The transcript is spliced from 4 exons. NCBI's taxonomy places the organism in Eukaryota, Metazoa, Arthropoda, Insecta, Hemiptera, Phylloxeridae. Bases 243 to 809 code for a protein of 188 amino acids. The record is from RefSeq and is a predicted model, not a curated record.